Gekko japonicus is the source of this 386-nucleotide messenger RNA. It is a transcript of the gene CHCHD3, whose product is annotated as coiled-coil-helix-coiled-coil-helix domain containing 3. The transcript is spliced from 4 exons. Gene Ontology annotation, biological process: inner mitochondrial membrane organization. NCBI's taxonomy places the organism in Eukaryota, Metazoa, Chordata, Lepidosauria, Squamata, Gekkonidae. The annotation marks the transcript as partial. Gene Ontology annotation, cellular component: MICOS complex; mitochondrion. The record is from RefSeq and is a predicted model, not a curated record.
UGAACGAAGAAGACCUAAAGAAAAGAAUAGCUGAAGAACUGGCUUUGGAACACGCCAGGAGAGAUGCUGAAACUCAGAAAAGAUUGAAACAAGGUGAAAGGCAUGCACGGGAUGAAAUUAGUAAAGUCCUUGAGAGAGAGCGGGUUGCCUCAAAUGAGCAUUUGGCCAGAGCCCUUUUUAGAGAGAGAUCCGCAAAUGAAGAGGAGCGCCUGAAAGCACAGAUGUUGGCCAAGCAGCUGGAGGAGAAAGACGGAGAGCUGAAAAAGCAUGAUGCCUACUACAAAGAACAGCUGGCUCGACUGGAAGAGAGGAGCGCACAGUACUACAAAGUUACCACAGAGGAAUUCCAAAAAGCCGUCAACGAGGUAGAAGCCAGAUUCAAGUAA